GUUUUAAGGAUCUCUGUCUUGACCCUUCAAUGGACAUCAAAACCCGUUUAAUAACAAAGUGUAAAAAAUUGUUGAGUUUUUCCAAGCAGCAUAACUUCAAAAUGAGGCACGUAUUGAACAAAGUAUUGUUGCAAUUGGAAGAAAGGAAGGAAAUUACCUGGGAAGAAUUCACGAAGUUGAAGUAUGUUGGACCAAAAGUUCUGUCAAAAUUUGCUGAUUUAAAUCAGAUGGCCGAUGUGAAUGGUGAUAAAGCCGGUAAUGCAGACGCGGUGGAUGGUGAAGAGACAAGAAGUGCAGUUCCGGAAGCGCUAUCGACCAGCCAUGGUGCUGGAAAGCAUGUGCGUCCGAAGAAAACAACCGAUAGUGAUGGGACAAACACAAAAGGCAAAACAAAUUGCAACCUACCAACACGUGUGAAUCGAAACAAAGAUCUUGUAAGCAAUGCUGUAAUUUACAAAGAAUACAACAAAAUAGAUGAUUUUGAAUACGUUCCAGGGUUUAAUACGGUUGCUUACAACAUUCUAAGGGUUCUGAGCAAUGGAGAUGGUUUGUGCAAAUCUCAAAUCUACCUGAACAGCGAAUUUUUAGAAGAUGAAAUAACUGGGUUGCACAUAUGGAGCGCCUUAAAGAAUCUUUUACAGAAGAGGUUGGUGCAAAAGGAAAGUAAAAAGUAUUUUUUGACCUGCAAAGGAUCUUCGCUGUGUACCAUCUUGUUCGAUAAAACAGAAAAGGCGUUGAAAAAGAGCACUGACGAGACUAUGCUGUUGAUUGACUCAAGAGAGAUGCGAAGCAAGAACGAUCGGGGCUACUUCGAGCGUAAGUUGCCGGGCUCUCGUUCUCUGAACCUUGUGAUCGGCGAUUUCAUGUGGAUAAGAGGCGAUUACGUCAUAAACACUAUUAUAGAGCGAAAAAAGUGUUCUGACUUUGUUUCGUCACUGUACGAUGGGAGAUUUACCGAACAGAAGAAUCGGUUAAAGAACACUGGGUUGAAGCACUGUGUAUAUCUGAUCGAGGGUCUGAAGAGCAGAGAUAAUUUCAUAGAUUCCGCAAUACUUAAGACCAAGCUUGAAGGUUUUACAGUGAUAGAAACGAAGGAUAUCGAAGAAACAGUGUUGUUUGUGAAGAGCAUAGACUACAAAAUUAGAAUGUAUGGAAUCAAUAACCAUGAAAAUAAUGAAUUCGCGUCAGUUUCAGACAUUACAUUUUCUAAUUUUAGUAAUAAGAGUUUAAAGACAAAGGGUUUUUCACAGAAGUAUCUUCUUUAUCUUGGAUUCCUGUCUAUAAGGGGAGUUUCGCAUGUUAAAGCAAAAUUUCUGCGCGAUUAUUUCCAAACAUUUGAGAAUCUGGUGGAGAAUUGCAGGGACAUCGAUAAACUGAGACAGAUUCUGAAUGGUAUGAGAAUUAAUGGACAACUGCUUGGAAAAAGUGCUGUAGACGGUAUUUUGCAUCUUUUCACAUAAAUUUUG
Vavraia culicis subsp. floridensis is the source of this 1466-nucleotide messenger RNA. RefSeq lists its product as uncharacterized. The transcript has a single exon. Lineage: Eukaryota; Fungi; Microsporidia; Pleistophoridae. Gene Ontology annotation, biological process: DNA catabolic process; double-strand break repair. The record is from RefSeq and is a predicted model, not a curated record. The coding region runs from base 30 to 1460 and encodes 476 amino acids. Gene Ontology annotation, molecular function: DNA binding; crossover junction DNA endonuclease activity.